Molecule: messenger RNA, 1134 nt
Organism: Cricetulus griseus (Chinese hamster)
Lineage: Eukaryota; Metazoa; Chordata; Mammalia; Rodentia; Cricetidae
Source: RefSeq, a predicted model, not a curated record
AUGUCUAUUCUCAAGGUCCACGCCCAAGAGAUCUUUGAUUCCCGUGGGAACCCCACUGUUGAAGUUGAUCUCUACACCUCAAAAGAUCUCUUCCGAGCGGCUGUGCCCAGUAGUGCCUCCACUGGCAUCUACGAGGCCCUAGAACUCCGCAACAAUGAUAAGACUCGCUAUGGGAAGGGUGUCUCAAAGGCUUUUGAGCACAGCAAUAAAACUAUCGCACCUCCUCUGCUUAGCAAGAAACUGAACUUUGUGGAGCAAGAGAAGAUCGACAAGCUGAUGUCUGAGAUGGACAGCACUGAGAAUAAAUCUAAAUUCAGGGAAAAUGCCGUCUUGGGAGUGUCCCUGGCUGUCUGCAAAGCUGGUGCCACAGAAAAGGGGGUACCCCUGUACCGUCACAUUGCUGACUUGGCUGGCAACCCUGAAGUCAUUCUGCCCAAUCCCGCUUUCAACGUGAUCAAUGGUGGUUCCCACACUGGCAACAAGCUGGCCAUGCAGGAGUUCAUGAUCCUUCCCGUGGGGGCGUCAAGCUUCCGGGAAGCCAUGUGCAUUGGGGCAGAGGUUUACCACAACCUGAAGAAUGUCAUCAAGGAGAAAUACGGGAAGGAUGCCACCAAUGUGGGUGAUGAGGGGGGGUUCGCGCUCAACAUCCUGGAGAACGAAGAAGCUCUGGAGCUGCUGAAAAACGCAAUCGGGAAGGCUGGCUACAAGGACCAGGUAGUCAUCGGCAUGGACGUGGCUGCCUCUGAGUUCUUCAGGUCUGGCAAGUAUGACCUGGACUUCAAGUCGCCUGAUGACCCCAAGUACAUCACACCUGACCUGCUGGCUGACCUGUAUAAGUCCUUCAUCCGGGAGUAUCCAGUGGUGUCCAUCGAGGACCCCUUUGACCAGGACGACUGGGAGGCCUGGAAGAAUUUCACAGCUAGUGCUGGCAUCCAGGUGGUUGGGGAUGAUCUCACAGUAACCAACCCUAAGAGGGUUGCCAAGGCUGUCAGUGAGAAGUCCAGCAACGGCUUCCUGCUCAAAGUCAACCAUAUUGGCUCUGUGACCGAGUCUCUGCAGGCUUGUAAGCUGGCUCAGUCCAAUGGCUGGAGCGUCAUGGUGUCCCAUCGCUCCGGGGAGACAGAGGACACUUUC